Messenger RNA from Phytophthora nicotianae INRA-310, 1064 nucleotides. RefSeq lists its product as hypothetical. The coding region runs from base 126 to 887 and encodes 253 amino acids. NCBI's taxonomy places the organism in Eukaryota, Oomycota, Peronosporomycetes, Peronosporales, Peronosporaceae. The record is from RefSeq and is a predicted model, not a curated record. The transcript has a single exon.
UGCGUACAGGUCCAAUCCUUUCUUCAACUUUCUACGGUUUCGCAAGAAGAAUCCUCGUUGUGGGGGCGAUAAAGCACCCAGAUCCUCAUUCUCCAUCUUGCUGAGAAGUGCUCAAGCCAAGUUGCAUGACGUGUUGCCAAGGACACAGACCGAACGGUGAUCCCUGCAGACGCCCCAAGGAUCUCAAUGCUCGAGGCUACUGCCACCAGCACUCGUGGCAGGAUGGUCCCAGAUGCCAAGGCAUCAAGGGCGGCACUACCAGACCUUGUAAGAAUCCCGCUAAGGAGGGCUACGCCUACUGCUGUGCCACCCAUGAUCCAGCCGAGGUACACAUUCCUCCGAGCGUGCUCGACCCAGAAGGUUACUACCUCCGUGGCCGAGUGCAAGAUGAUGUUGUGGCCAGGUGGAAGGAACAAGAUAUCUACAACCGCAGGCCGUUGGAUCUACGUUCAUUGCUCGACCUCGACCACAUUGUUGAAAAACAAUGUUUUACAUACGGGCUCUCCCAGCUGGAUCUCCGCCAGGGCGACGAUGAUUUCGCUUUGGCCACGGAAGUCCUUCGGGAAAAUGUCGUGAACGAGCUGGACAAUCUUACUCUGACACGUUCGAGCACCAACAGAAUCAAGGGAGCUGGAGUGUACCAAUUUCUUGAUGAUUCCCGUACGGGUCAUCUUGGCAACAAGACGUUUACAACUUAUCUCUUGGAAGCGACGCGAGACGGGGAGACUCUCGGACGAGCUGUUACUCGUCGGAUCACCCGCAACAUGGGGAGAGCAAUGAAGAAGUGCCAGUGGAAGUUAAGCGACGAGGGCGACACGCCAGUGCUGGAUAACCUCAGCGGUCAGCUCCAGAAGCUCUUUGUCGCCAUGGAGCUGCACGAACGUUAAAAUCAUUACCUGAGCUGGAGUUGGCUUGACACAGAACUGAAGCCAAUAGUUUUAAGAUCUUCUGCAUAAUUCGACCCAUUCCAGGGUGCUGCAUAUACGAAAGAAAGAAACCCCAGAAAAAUCGGAUAACAUUAAAAACAAAUAAACAGACCAGUUUCAGAGCUGGCGAAAAAAAAA